UCCACUCCUCAGCGGCGCUGCUGGGAGGAACUCAUCUACUAGGAACCCUUCUUAUGAGUCAUCGUUUCUUCCGCCCUGUUUUGUGUGUAACACGGUGUGACGCCGCUCGUAACAGCAUAACAAACCGCUUCUUCUUGAUACAUUCAACCGUACAUUUUUAAUCAAAGUUAAGGAGAUGGACGACCAGGGGUGUCCGCGGUGUAAGACCACCAAGUACAGGAACCCGUCGCUGAAGCUAAUGGUGAACGUCUGCGGCCACACGCUAUGUGAGAACUGCGUGGACAUGCUGUUUGUGCGCGGCUCGGGGAACUGCGUGCAGUGCGACACGCCCCUCAGGAAGAGCAACUUCCGCGUGCAGCUCUUCGAAGACCCCGCCGUCGACAAGGAGGUGGAGAUCCGCAAAAAGGCUGCUGAAGACCCUCCUUUGUUCAAUAAGAGAGACUUUGACUUCCCCAGCCUGGCAGCGUAUAACGACUACCUGGAGAAGAUAGAGGAAAUAGUGUACAACCAGACCAACAACGUGGAAGUGGAGAGCACCAAGCAGAUCAUCGAGCAGUACCAGAGGGAGAACCGCGAAGUCAUCCAGAGAACAAAGUCAAGCUGGUACGCCCCCAUGACGCGGGAGCAGGAGGAGCUGGAGGAGAUGCUCCUGUUGGAGCAGCAGGGCACGGAGCAGCGCCGGCUGGACCUCCUGCAGGACGAGCAGAGGCAGCUGCAGGCCAAACGCAAGAACAAGCAGGCGCUGCUGGACGAGCUGGUGAGUGCACGGCCGCCAUGGAGCCCGGACCGGCCAGGAGGGGUGAGGGAAAUGUUGGGCUGCCACAAUAACGCGGACCUCGAGCUGAACCCUCAGAUAUCUGAGCCCUCGGUCCUUCAACACGUUGCUGCGGUCGCUGUUGAAGCGUUGAGGCGUCUGGCGCUGGAGACGUCUGACCGUGUCGAUGCCUUCUGCGCUCGCGUCUCAAACUGGAGUCUGACGGCCGCCUCGCUGGCCGAACAGGAGCAGCGUGUGGCGCGGCGUGCCUGUGCUCCAGCCCCCAGCGUGCCUGGGUUCCAGCCCCCAGCGUGCCUGGGCUCCAGCCCCCCCCAGGCCAUUAUCCUGGCUCUGUGUUGGGGCAUGGGCCCCGGCCGGCUGGCCAGCCAGCCAGCCUCUACCACCCCCAUCAGGGCAGACUGUGCAACUGCGGGCGUCAUAUGGUAUACCUGUGAGAGCCCACCGCUGGACCCCCCUACCCCCCUGGACCCCCCUACCCCCCUGGACCCCCCUACCUGUGAGAGCCCACCGCUGGACCCCCCUACCUCCCUGGACCCCCCUACCUCCCUGGACCCCCCUACCUCCCUGGACCCCCCUACCUGUGAGAGCCCACCGCUGGACCCCCCUACCUCCCUGGACCCCCCUACCCCCCUGGACCCCCCUACCUCCCUGGACCCCCCUACCUCCCUGGACCCCCCUACCUCGCCGCGGGACGCAGCAGGAAGUGGCUCUGCGAGCGAAACCGGAGCCCUCUCAGGAAUGCAGGGGGUGUUUUCAGAGGACGGAGCAGAGCUUAAGGGGCGAUGGGGGGAGGGCGGGGGGGCAGGGCAGGCUCACCCGGCGUCGUCCUCGGCGCUGUACGUCCGAACGUUUGGACUCGGAUUGCACACGCCUAACCCCCUUUCACCCCUGCUGAGAUGUCGUGCACGCCCCAACUACUUGGGAAGGGCGUCUUCAAUUAAACAUGACCAUGCGACUAUUACACACGAGUCCAGUAGGAAGGAGGGAUCACUUGCCGUUAGUGGCCUGCCUGACACACUUCUCCUCUGCCCCUCCAGGUAUCUGAAGCACGUGCGGGCCGCCUUGCCCCAGGACACGGCCGGGGGCUACUCCUCUGGCCUGGCGUGUCACCGGGCCCUGCAGGACGCCUUCAGCGGCCUGUUCCCGAUCCAGUUCUGACCGGCAGGGCGGCGCAGGGGACCGCUUCACGGUCGGUGAGAAACGCCAACGACCAAACCACCCGGACGCGGGGUUAGCGCAGCUGUUGUGAAGUAGGAGCUUUAGUCUGUUCACUUUUCACAGAAGUUUUUAUUUUAUGAAGUUUGUAUUAUUUUUAUAUGUAAAUAAAUCAUUCUGAUUGUUAGAA
Messenger RNA from Gadus macrocephalus (Pacific cod), 2120 nucleotides. It is a transcript of the gene mnat1, whose product is annotated as MNAT1 component of CDK activating kinase. Gene Ontology annotation, biological process: regulation of transcription by RNA polymerase II; nucleotide-excision repair; positive regulation of cyclin-dependent protein serine/threonine kinase activity. Gene Ontology annotation, cellular component: transcription factor TFIIH holo complex. The transcript is spliced from 14 exons. The record is from RefSeq and is a predicted model, not a curated record. Lineage: Eukaryota; Metazoa; Chordata; Actinopteri; Gadiformes; Gadidae. Bases 176 to 1933 code for a protein of 585 amino acids. Gene Ontology annotation, molecular function: cyclin-dependent protein serine/threonine kinase activator activity.